This is a messenger RNA of Cavia porcellus (domestic guinea pig), 3210 nucleotides long. RefSeq names its product fem-1 homolog A (gene Fem1a). Bases 148 to 2088 code for a protein of 646 amino acids. NCBI's taxonomy places the organism in Eukaryota, Metazoa, Chordata, Mammalia, Rodentia, Caviidae. The transcript has a single exon. The record is from RefSeq and is a predicted model, not a curated record. Gene Ontology annotation, molecular function: protein binding.
GUCGCGGCGGCCAUUUUGUUCCGCCCGGAGUGCCCCUAAGAUGGCGGCGAGGGAGACGGUGAAAGGUUGUCACCGGCUCCUCCGGGGCGUAACUCCCGGCUCCUUGUCCCCCCGCAGCCAGCCCAUGGCCUGACGGCGGCCCAGACCAUGGACCUCCACACCGCCGUGUACAAUGCCGCCCACGACGGCAAGCUGCAGCUGCUCCAGAAGCUGCUCAGCGGCCGCAGCCGGGAGGAGCUGGACGAGCUGAUGGGCGAGGUGGCGACCGGGGGGACGCCGCUGCUCAUCGCCGCCCGCUACGGCCACCUGGACGUGGUGGAGUACCUGGUGGACCGCUGCGGCGCGAGCGUGGAGGCCGGCGGCUCGGUGCACUUCGACGGCGAGACCAUCGAGGGCGCGCCGCCGCUGUGGGCCGCCUCGGCCGCCGGGCACCUGGACGUGGUGCGCAGCCUGCUGCAGCGCGGGGCCUCGGUGAACCGCACCACGCGCACCAACUCCACGCCCCUGCGCGCCGCCUGCUUCGACGGCCACCUGGAGGUGGUGCGCUACCUGGUGGGCGAGCACCAGGCCGACCUGGAGGUGGCCAACCGCCACGGACACACGUGCCUCAUGAUCUCGUGCUACAAGGGCCACCGCGAGAUCGCGCGCUACCUGCUGGAGCAGGGCGCCCAGGUGAACCGGCGCAGCGCCAAGGGCAACACGGCCCUGCACGACUGCGCCGAGUCCGGCAGCCUGGAGAUCCUGCAGCUGCUGCUGGGCUGCAACGCCCGCAUGGAGCGCGACGGCUACGGCAUGACCCCGCUGCUGGCGGCCAGCGUGACCGGCCAUACCAACAUCGUGGAGUACCUCAUCCAGGAGCAGCCGGCCGAGGAGCAGGCCCGCCUGCCAGGCGCCCCGGCGGCAGCGGCGGAGGAGCAGGUGCCCAGCGAAUCCUACGAAAGCUGCUGCCCCGCCAGCAGGGAGGCCGCCGUGGAGGCCUUGGAGCUGCUGGGCGCCACCUACGUGGACAAGAAGCGCGACCUGCUGGGGGCCCUGAAGCACUGGCGCCGGGCCAUGGAGCUGCGGCACCAGGGCGGCGAGUACCUGCCCAAGCCCGAGCCCCCGCAGCUGGUCCUGGCCUACGACUACUCCCGGGAGGUGAACACGGCGCAGGAGCUGGAGGCGCUGAUCACAGACCCCGAUGAGAUGCGCAUGCAGGCUCUGCUCAUCCGGGAGCGCAUCCUGGGCCCCUCGCACCCCGACACGUCCUAUUACAUCCGAUACCGGGGCGCCGUCUACGCCGACUCCGGCAACUUCGAGCGCUGCAUCCGCCUGUGGAAAUACGCGCUGGACAUGCAGCAGACCAACCUGGAGCCGCUCAGCCCCAUGACCGCCAGCAGCUUCCUGUCCUUUGCCGAACUCUUCUCCUACGUGCUGCAGGACCGGGCCGCCAAGGGCAGCCAGGGCACCCAGAUCGGCUUCACAGAUCUCAUGGGGGUGCUCACCAAAGGGGUGCGGGAGGUCGAGCGGGCCCUGCAGACGCCCAGGGAGCCCGGGGACUCGGCCCAGUUCACCAAGGCGCUGGCCAUCAUCCUGCACCUGCUCUACCUGCUGGGGAAGGUGGCCUGCACCCCCAGCCAGGAGCACCUCAAACACCAGACCGUCUACCGCCUGCUCAAGUGCGCGCCACGCGGCCGCAACGGCUUCACGCCCCUGCACAUGGCGGUGGACAAGGAGACCACCAACGUGGGCCGCUACCGCGUGGGCACCUUCCCCUCGCUGCACGUGGUCAAGGUGCUGCUGGACUGCGGCGCCGACCCGGACAGCAGGGACUUCGACAACAACACGCCGCUGCACAUCGCGGCCCAGAACAACUGCCCGGCCAUCAUGAGCGCCCUCAUCGAGGCCGGCGCCCACAUGGACGCCACCAACGCCUUCAAGAAGACGGCGUGCGAGCUGCUGGACGAGAAGUUGCUGGCCAGGAGCGCCGUGCAGCCUUUCAACUACGUCACCCUGCAGUGCCUGGCCGCCCGAGCCCUGGACCGGAACAAGAUCCCCUACAAAGGCUUCAUCCCAGAGGAGCUGGAGGCUUUCAUCGAGUUGCACUGACCUCCUCGCCCUGCCCAGCGCGGGCACGGGGCUGGCGGGCCGUGGACGCCCGUCCUCGCCUUCUCAAAGUGAGCUGGAGGUGGGAGAGCAGCUCCCGGGUCCCCCGGCUCCUCCAGAUGUGCAGAGUGACAGAGCCAUCACUGCCGCCCGAGCGCUUCAAGGUCCUGCGUUGAGAGGUGUCACUCAGGGAGCCCGCCCAGCCACCCAUCCUGCACCUGGAGAAGAUGCAGGAGCCCCCCACGCUGUCACCUGGGGUCCUGGGAGGGGCUAGAGAGCCGCCUGAGUCCUGUGCCCGGCACCCAGCGUGCUCCCAGCGCCAGGGCUCGGGGCGAUGGGAAGUCAGGAACACGCCACGCCAGAGCCUCCAACACGGCCCACCGGACCGCUGUCCCCGGUUUCAUGUUUACUUGGCCAGCAGGCUGCUUGCUGGCUGCGCACACAGCCCCGAGAGGCGGCGGCCUGAGCCAUAUUUAUUUAUGUUUCUUAGCAAUCUGUGGUCAGGCUCCAAGUUCAUUCAAGCUCUGAGGCUUUGGUGGCGGCCCAGGUCGCCCGUGGGAGCAGGGACUUGGUGAGCAAAGUCAAAGGUCGCAGUCCCAGCUUGGGUGACAAGGACUCAGAUGCCUGCAUCUGUCCCUGCUCCAGCUUUGCACUCACAAGACAGCUGUUUUUCUCACCGAGGAUGAGGUCACAGUCUCCGAGUGACAACGACAGGCCCCCCGCCAGGGGCGCCCAGACAAGUCACCUCGGCGCCCGGACAGGCGGCCUUGCUGGUCCCUCGCCGAUCCAGGCCCACAGAGCCCAGGGCAGGGGCAGGCACGAGCGGAGGCCAUGCUGCGGGGCCGCCUGUGCUGUCCCUCUGGGUAAGCGGGUGCCGGAGCCUCUGGCCCUGUGCCAUCUCUCCCACAAGCCAGCGGCGCCUGCUCCCCAAAUAGCCACCAGGGCCUCGGGAGCUGCCGAGGGUCCCCGACGCACUGGCCUGGGGUGGAAAGUAGGUGUGGAUUUGCAGUGUUCGCUAGGAAGUGAUUUCUGCCGAGCCAGGCUUUGCCACCUCUCCUGGCCCCUCCGAGCACAGCGGGGGAGCCGAGAGCGCUAUGUUUGUGGCAUUAAAAGAAAGUAUUGGAA